AUGCAUUCACUUGAUUGCAGGAACUGAUGAUGAUCUUCCACCAACUCAUCAAAACAGAAUCCCCAGAGGGCCACAUCCUGCAAGGAAUGGAAGAUCUGCAGGAGCUUCAUACCCAGUGACAUAUGGUGAAAUUGAUAUGGAAACUCAAAUUCACAAUCUUGAGAAGGAAGCAUACAGUUCAGUUCUACGAGCCUUUAAAGCUCAAGAUGAUGCCAUUACUUGGGAGAAGGAAAGUUUGAUUACAGAACUUAGAAAAGAACUAGGAUUAUCAAAUGAGGAACACAGAGAACUUCUAGGCCAUGUUAAUGCAGAUGAUGUAAUACAAAAUAUAAGGGACUGGAGACAAGCAGGAGGCCAUCAGCCUGGUAUGCUGAAUAUUGGGCAAACUAUUCAUGAUUCAAUUCCAAGUCCCACUGUCUCUGUAUCUCGUAAGAAGCAGAAGAUAAUGGCGUCCACUCCUUUAGAAUCUUUUGGUGGACCUUCUCCAUUUCACCCCCAACCACCCGUUCAGCCAUCUUUGGUUGCAAAACCAGGAUCUGUUUCUGGAUCCAAGGGCAAGAAGCACAAACCUGGCCAAGUAUUACUGGGUGUAUCUUCAAUAAAGAAAUACCCUUCAUCAGGACUCAGUGGAAGGAAUCAAGUACCUAAUAGAGCUCCUUCUGGUAUUGAAACGGGUGAGCUUGCUAAGGAAGCAUCACUGGUUUCACUAGUUGGUAGGAAAGUGCAAACACGAUGGCCUGAUGACAACAACUUUUAUGAAGCUGUUAUAUCUGACUACAAUCGAGCUGAUGGUCGAUAUGCUCUGGUAUAUGACAUGGGGACUGCAAAUGAAACGUGGGAAUGGGUUAAUCUGUCAGAGAUCUCUCCUGAAGAUAUUCAGUGGGUUGGUGAGGAUCCAGGAAUCAAUCAUGGUGGGGGUCUUCGUGGAUCUGGUAAUGGGAUGAGUAGGUCUGUAGGACGUGGCAGUGUUCCAGGAGCUGUAAGAGGUAGGGGAACCACAAAGGGACAAUCCAAAAUGGAUUUCUUUCCAUCACAGAAUGGAAUUGGAAAGAAGACUCUAGAUGAUAUACACAUACUUCACACAGACACGCUAGUGAAGAAGGUAGAGAGGGUAUUCAAUGCUAAUCAUCCUGAUGCACUUGAAAUUGAACAAGUCAAGAAGGUAUUAAAGGAUCACGAGCAAGCUCUUAUUGAUGCAAUUGCAAGACUUGCAGAUCUUUCUGAUGGCGAAAGUGAUGAGGAUGGCCACCAUCUCGCACAUGCUCAACCAAUGGAAAGAUGAUGUGGAAAACCAUCUUUGUAAAAUGGGAAGAGUUGGCAUUAUUAUAGUCGCAAAAACUUGGAAAAUCUGAAGUUCUCUUACGCUAUGAAGGAUACUCGGAUGCUUGUACACAUUCAUGAUAGUGUAUAAAUUCUUGUAUUUGUUGUGUAUUAUGUAUGGAUUCACUCUUCUGUUAUGUAUUACUCUCUGACUUCUAUACAAGACCAUGUUCAUAAAA
Molecule: messenger RNA, 1499 nt
Organism: Vigna umbellata (rice bean)
Lineage: Eukaryota; Viridiplantae; Streptophyta; Magnoliopsida; Fabales; Fabaceae
Source: RefSeq, a predicted model, not a curated record